Capsella rubella is the source of this 2097-nucleotide messenger RNA. Its product is annotated as CBL-interacting serine/threonine-protein kinase 2. Gene Ontology annotation, biological process: signal transduction; protein phosphorylation. Gene Ontology annotation, molecular function: ATP binding; protein kinase activity. The record is from RefSeq and is a predicted model, not a curated record. NCBI's taxonomy places the organism in Eukaryota, Viridiplantae, Streptophyta, Magnoliopsida, Brassicales, Brassicaceae.
CUGAGUCCACUAGUCAAAGCAGAGAGAGAGAGAUCGAUCAAUACUUCCUCGUUUUGUGUUUCGGAUUCAUUGCCCGAAUCGGCUUCAUCUGUGAGCAAGGUGAUUCAUUCUUCUUCCAACUCUCUUUCGAAUUGGUUUCCUCCAGGCUUUGCUUCUCAAUAGAAACUGAUAUAAGGGGGUUAGAGUUCUGAGUCUUUGGAUCCAUUUUGUUCUGCUUUGUGGGUUUUGCAAAUCCAGUUUAAUGUGGAAGUAGCUUAUCUAACUUGGUAUAGAUUAGUAAAGAACCGAGAAUAAAACUCAAAAAAGUGAUCUUUCUUGCUACGUUUAGGCAAUAUUUUUCUGAGGUAGCAGUUUAAGUUUUGUAGAUUAGGAUGGAGAACAAACCAACUGUAUUAACUAACAGAUAUGAGGUUGGGAGGUUAUUGGGUCAAGGUACUUUUGCCAAAGUUUAUUAUGGAAGGAGCAAUCAUACCAACGACAGUGUAGCUAUCAAGAUGAUUGAUAAAGACAAGGUUAUGAGGGUCGGGCUUAGCGAGCAGAUCAAGCGAGAGAUCUCUGUCAUGAGGAUUGCUAAACACCCUAACGUCGUUGAGUUAUUCGAGGUUAUGGCAACCAAGUCGAGGAUUUACUUUGUUAUUGAGUAUUGUAAAGGCGGAGAGCUUUUCAACAAGGUUGCAAAAGGGAAACUUAGAGAGGAUAUUGCUUGGAAGUAUUUUUAUCAGCUUAUUAGUGCUGUUGAUUUCUGCCAUAGCCGCGGAGUUUAUCACCGCGACAUUAAGCCAGAGAAUCUCUUGUUGGAUGAUAAUGAUAAUCUUAAGAUUUCUGAUUUUGGUUUGAGCGCCCUUGCUGAUUGCAAGCGGCAAGAUGGUCUUCUACAUACAACUUGCGGUACACCUGCUUAUGUUGCGCCUGAGGUUAUUAACCGAAAAGGAUAUGAUGGCACGAAAGCGGAUAUUUGGUCUUGUGGGGUUGUCUUGUUUGUGCUUUUGGCUGGUUAUCUUCCUUUCCAUGACUCUAAUCUGAUGGAGAUGUAUAGGAAGAUUGGUAAAGCAGACUUCAAGUGUCCCAGCUGGUUUGCUCCUGAAGUAAAGAGACUAUUGUGUAAGAUGUUGGACCCUAACCAUGAGACUAGAAUCACAAUUGCAAAAAUCAAAGAGAGUUCUUGGUUCAGAAAAGGUUUACAACUGAAGCAAAAGAAAAUGGAAAAGAUGGAGAGACAAGUCAGAGAGGUUGCUAAUCCCAUGGAAGCUGAAGGUUCAGGACGAAAUGAAAACGGAGAAAGCCAUGAGCCGCCCCAACUUGCUAGCUUGAAUGCUUUUGAUAUUAUCGCCUUGUCUACGGGGUUUGAUCUGGUAGGACUGUUUGGGGACUUAUAUGACAAGCGAGAAUCUAGAUUUGCAUCUCGAAAACCUGCUUCAGAGAUCAUUUCUAAGCUAGAGGAGGUAGCCAAAUGCCUGAAGCUGAAGAUAAGAAAGCAAGACGCAGGCUUGUUCAAACUGGAACGAUUAAAAGAAGGAAGGAAAGGAAUCUUGAGGAUGGAUGCAGAGAUAUUCCAAGUGACACCAACGUUUCACCUGGUGGAAGUGAAGAAAUGCAACGGGGAUACAUUGGAGUAUCAGAAGUUAGUGGAGGAGGAUCUUAGGCCUGCUCUGGCAGAUAUUGUGUGGGUUUGGCAGGGAGAGAAGGAGAAAGACGAGAAGUUACUGCAGGCUGAACAAGGAGAGCAGAACCAUUGUAGCGUAACUGUAUAGAAAAACAGAAGAAGCAAGCUCAGGAAUUGUAGGAGGAACAUGAAGACAGAGAUACUCUCUCCCGGCUUCAGCUGAAACAGAAGCAUCAAGAACCUCUAACGAACGAUGACAUGUGAGAAGCAAAAGCAGAGGAAAGAAAACAGGCUCAAUUACACAACUUGAUUUUGUUUACAUAUAUAUAGACUUACAAAAACAAAAAUGUAGAUAGUUGAUUGUUGUAACAGUUACGAGCUCUUCUUUACCUUAAUGUGUCGUGAAGUUUUGAACCUGUAAUUUUGUUUCUUGAGUACCGUAAAUGAAUGAUUGAAGAUUUGAUACAAAACAAUAGCAGCAAGAUUUUUGAGAA